CCUGCCCAAAGCUUGGGAUAUCAUACGAGGCUGACAUCUAUAUGCAUUUUGCCACUGUCAUUCCAUAUUUUUCCAUUCCGUGCGAUUUCGACACUUAUCGGUCCGUCGACUGCCAAGAGAGAUCCCCAAGGAUUGCGACUUUCGAGUGAACUACGGGUCUUGGUGAGUAGUUCAAACUUUCGUGAAUUGAUUAAGUGGAAAAUAUUCGUCGUUAGGUACAGGGAAUGGAAGCAUUCGACGACGAGAUCGCCCGACUGCGGGCUGCAGUGAAUCUUCAUCCUCCAGGAGAUCCUAACCGGUCAACGUUCCUCCAUGACCUCUCCAGUAUCCGACGGAAUAAGUUCGCUGAAUACGGUGCAGAGGUGGACUUGGAUGAAUCUAUCACCCUUAGCCGAGCAGCGUUGGAGCUCCGUCCACCAGGGCACCCCCAACGGCCCAACUCACUCAUCCUUCUUGCGGGUUGCCUUAAUGACCGGUUCAAAAAAGGAGGUGUACUUCAUGAUUCUGAAGAGGCCAUCUCACUUAGCAGAGCUGCACUGGCACUCCGACCAUCAGGAGACGCCGGUCGGGAUUUCGCCCUUCAUAAUCUCGCUGAGCUGCUCAUGACACGAUACUCACGAGAGGGUCAGACGAUACUUUUGGACGAAGCGAUCACACUUGGACAAGCAGGGUUGGAUCUGCGCUCACCUGGGCAUCCUCAUCGGGCCUCUUCACUUCUCAACCAGUCGAGGUACCUUCAGGCACGGUUUAGGUUAGAGGGUAGAAUGUCGGAUUUGGAGGAUGCGAUUGCGUUCUGUAAAGCUGCCUUGAAACUUUAUCCGCCCGGCCAUCCAGACUGUCCCCACACACACUCUGGUAUCGCAUCGAUUCUUGACGAUCGGUUCGAGAAGGAAGGUAACAUAUCAGAUUUGGAAGAAGCCGUUACCGUUUCACGGACUGGAUUGGAGGUUACUUCCCCGUACCAUCCGUCGCGGGCCUUCCAUCUCUACACUCUUGCAGUCUGCCUUUAUGACAGGUUUACAAAGCUGGGUGAAGUGGCUGACUUGCAUGAAGCCAUCUGCCUAGCACGAGCUGCUUUGGCUUUGACUUUGCAGCAGAGUGCUAUCUAUCCCCAUUGCCUUAGCGUGCUUUCUCGCUGUCUUAGUGCAGUGUCCAGGAUACCCGGAGAGGCAACCGCUUCGGACGGAGUGGAAGCUAUUUCUCUCAGUAAUAUGGCUUUGGAGCUGAGCCAGCCGGGGCAUCCUGAUCGUCCCCUAUUCCUCUGCACUGCCGCAGAAGCGCUUGCCCACAACUCUCAAGAGCAAGGUUCCAUGGCUGAUUCCGCGAAAGCCACGGAGCUUUCUCGAACUGCGCUGCAGCUCAGUUCACCGAAACGCCCCCUCCACCCCGUGUAUCUUGGCGUUCUGGCACAAUGUCUCCACAAAAGGUUUAGAGAGCAAGGUGCUGUCGCUGACUUAAGCGAGGCCUCGGCACUUGCACGGACCGCGUUGGAACUCAGCUCUCCAGGUCAUCCCUAUCGGCCAUCCUAUCUCGACAUCCUUGCCAGUUGCUGUUGGCACAAUUUUCAGCUACACUCUGCUUUUGCAGACUUGGAGGAAGCAAUCACACAUGGUCAAGAAGUUGUGAAACUCCGCCCAGCUGGGCACCCAGCCUCUGUUAUCUCGCGGAAUAACCUCGCAACAUACGUCCAGGAUUGGUUUCGGAAGCAGGAUACGAGCACCGAGCUGGACAAGGCGGUCACACUUGGACGCAUUUUGCUGGGCCUGUCUCCACCGGGACAUCCAGAUCGCAUUGCAGCUGUCAUGAAUCUAUCACCCUGUCUUAGGAAGAGGUUCCGCAAACAAGGCUCAAGCAGUGACCUUGACGAAGGCAUUGUAUUGUGUCAAGAACUUGAGCAUCUCUGCCCUUCAGACCAUCCUGAACGCUCCUCGCUACUUCAUGAAUUGGCGCUUUGUUUGACUGAAAGGUCCCAAAAAUCCCUAGCAAACGCUGAUCUGGAGGAGGCAAUUGCUGCGGAGAAAGUUGCACUGGAGCUCCGUCCGCCUGGGCACCCUGGCCGUGGCGAAUCUCUUCAACUGCUCGCGCUUUGCUUCAAGAAUAAGUCAAAGAACGAGUGCGAAGAUGCGGCUGGAGUUUUAGGCGAGGCAAUCGCGCUUGGGCGUCAUGCAUUGGAGCUUUGUCCACCGGGACAUCCUACUCGGUCUUCGUGCCUCCAUACCCUUGCGCUUUGCUUGUGCGAUAGGUACGAGAGGCAGAAUAUGGUCGAUGACAUCGAAGAGGCUAUCAUCUUGUUUCGAGAAGGUUUGAAGAUUCGUCCCUCAGGGCACCCAGAUCGACCUUCUACGCUUCAUGGACUCGCGCUUUGCCUUAGCUAUAGGUUUCAAAAGCAAGGCUUGAUGGCCGACUUAGACGAGGCCAUCUCUCUUGAACAAUCUGCACUGGAACUCAUAAACCCAGGAAGUGCCGAGCACGCUGCGUCUCGCUCCAGCCUCACAAACUUUCUCCAAGCAAAAAUUAAGAAAACAAAUCCCACUACGCAUGCAGAAGCGCCACCGCUUUCGCGUUCUUCCCACUUAUGGCAAUUAAUCAGGAAAGCUGUUCUUGAAUUUCUUGAAACUAUUCCCUUCCGACUCCUGAACGUGCGCACUGGUGUCCUCUGUGACCGAGACCAGCAGUUAUCACUUUUCGAAAGCAGUCUUCAGUAUAAAGAAUUGUUGUCGUCCCUGGAGGGGUAUGACACCCCUGAGCAGAUUUCCCAAAUCUAUUCCGUGAUCUCCUCCUACUUCCAGUACGUCACCCUAUCACACAAGUGGGGUCCAGGAGAGCCGUUAUUGCGCGACAUCGAAGGUCGUCUGAUCUAUAAUUUGACCGGAGGAGGCGGUCUUGCGAAGCUUCAGGCAUUUUGUGUCACCGCCCUUGAACACGGUUACCUGUGGGCAUGGAGCGACACGUGUUGUAUUGACAAGGCAAUCAGUACGGAAAUGCAGGCGACAAUUGGGUCGGUGUUUUUAUGGUACCGAAAAUCAGCUUUGACGAUCGUGUAUCUUUCCGAUGUUGCCAAAUCUGGUUCACUCUCUUACAGCAUUUGGCCGACGAGAGGUUGGACUCUUGUAGAGUUAUUGGCGGCCCGCACUAUAUUGUUCUACACGGAAGACUGGUCGCCUUACAUGGGUCGCACGUCGUCUAAUCAUAAAACCGAUCCAGCUAUCCUCGAUGAACUAGAGAAGGCGACGGGGAUAGCAUCGCAAUAUCUCACCGAUUUCUCUCCUGGUAUGGCUGUCGCCCGACUACAGCUGCAGUGGGCAUCAGGGCGUCGCACGACCCGACCGGAGGACGUUGCGUAUUCAUUAUUCGGAGUUUUUGGGGUCCAUUUACCUGUACUCUAUGGCGAAUCUGAGGAGAACGCCCUUGGGCGUCUCCUAGCAGAGAUAAUUUCGCAGUCAGGAGACAUUUCUAUCCUAGAUUGGGUUGGAGAGGCAUCAUCAUUCCACAGCUGUUUCCCUGCAAGUAUCACUUCGUAUGCCAUGUUGCCGCCCGCCCACCCACCUCCGAGCCAAGUGGAGUCACAAACUCUGGUGCCGAGGAUGUGGUCGCGCGUGACCCAUGCGCGUAGUCGCUCGAUGUAUCGUGCUCUUUCCAACUUACCUCUCCCGCGGUUCUUCACUCGCAGGCUUAUCUUACCGUGCCUCAUUCACCGUGUGAAGCUGGUCCAACUGAAGCAGGUGGAUCCUGUUACUGCGUACUACCUGUACCAAAUUCAGGCGGUCGGACUCACACCGCUGGAAAUUACAUCGUCAGCGAAACUCCAGGAGGGGUCGGAGCGAUUGGAGACAAAACUGCCGUAUAUUCUGAUCCGCCCUUGGUGUUCAAGCUUGCUUGGGUCUGGAACCAGUAAUGAAUGGCUCUCUCAGUUACAACGGCCAUUCAAUGCGCUAUUGCUGGCAGAACGAUCCCACAACGAGUAUACGAGAAUCGCAUCAUCUUGUCACAUCAUUGCUUGCCCCAUGGGGUCCACGGCCGUUUUGAAAAGCGAGGUUAGAGUAUUGGCUGUAGUGUAGCUAGUAGUGACUGUC
This is a messenger RNA of Pisolithus orientalis, 4073 nucleotides long. RefSeq lists its product as uncharacterized. Bases 225 to 4058 code for a protein of 1277 amino acids. The record is from RefSeq and is a predicted model, not a curated record. The transcript has 2 exons. NCBI's taxonomy places the organism in Eukaryota, Fungi, Basidiomycota, Agaricomycetes, Boletales, Pisolithaceae. Gene Ontology annotation, molecular function: protein binding.